Molecule: messenger RNA, 2896 nt
Organism: Melanotaenia boesemani (Boeseman's rainbowfish)
Lineage: Eukaryota; Metazoa; Chordata; Actinopteri; Atheriniformes; Melanotaeniidae
Gene: fahd2a
Product: fumarylacetoacetate hydrolase domain containing 2A
Exons: 8
Coding region: 138-1100 (320 amino acids)
Molecular function (GO): hydro-lyase activity
Source: RefSeq, a predicted model, not a curated record
GAAACGCGGUGAGUACUGGCUGGUUUGGUACAAAGGGCAAAGUAUAAGCAGCAGGUCUUGGGGUUAUUCAGCAGUUUGUUGCAGGAGCACAUUCCUCUUGACAAGGCGUUUAUCUAAAGAUUAGCCUCAAACAGCAGAUGAGACUUCCUCUUCGCCCUCUUGGUAUAUUCAUUAAGUUAAACUUUCAGAAGAAAACAGCAGUCACACAGAGGCGAGACGUAAGCAGUGCAGCCAUGCGUCUGGUCCAGUUUUGUCGCCAUGGUGAUGGAGACAGCAUCAGGGUGGGAGUGGAACAAGGUGAGGGGCUCAGUGUGGUGGAUCUGAAUGCGUUUGAUCCAUCCAUGCCCUCAACAAUGAGAGAACUGCUGGAGCUGGGAGACAAGGGUCUGCAGUGUGCUCACAGAGCAUUAGAAUCUGGUCAGUGUGUGGUGGAUCGAGCACAAAUCAAGCUACUGUCUCCCAUUUUGGCUCCUGAGAAGGUGGUGUGUGUGGGUAUGAACUAUAGGGAUCACUGUCUGGAGCAGAAUGCCCCUAUCCCCAAAGAGCCCAUCAUUUUCUGCAAGUUCCCCAGUGCAAUCACUGGGCCAUAUGAUGACAUUACUCUGCCCUCAGAGAGUCAGGAGGUGGAUUGGGAAGUGGAGCUGGCCUUCGUGAUUGGACGAAGAGGCAAACACAUCAGGGAGGAAGACGCUCUCUCCUAUGUUGCCGGGUUCACUGUGGCCAAUGACGUCAGCGCACGUGACUGGCAGAACCGCAAUGGGAAGCAGUGGCUGCUGGGAAAAACAUUUGACAGCUUCUGUCCUCUUGGCCCUGCCUUAGUAACAACUGACACAGUGAAAGAUCCUCACAACCUGGGCAUACGCUGUCUAGUUAACGGAGACACAGUCCAGAGCAGCAACACUGAUCAGAUGAUCUUCAAGACAGCAGCACUGGUCGCGUGGGUCUCUAAGUUCAUGACGUUAACUCCAGGUGAUGUGUUCCUGACCGGCACUCCUCCCGGUGUAGGUGUGUUCAAAAAACCACCCAUCUUUCUCAAGAACGGAGACAUAGUGAAGUGUCAGAUAGACCAGUUGGGCUCCAUAAUCAACAAAGUGGUCUAAAGUCAGGACUGUGUGCCGAUCAAUAAACCACACGUCUGAUCAUCUGUAACAAAUGUUUAAAACGGUGAUGAUAUCUGAUGAUUUUUUUUCUUUGCAUCAGUGAUAAUUCUGCAACACAACAGUGAGGAGGGAAAUGUUGUAUUUUUACAUCCUAAAACUAUGUAAUUAUGUGACCCAACCACUGAGUCAGUGAUCACCAGCUGUAAAAGUCUCCAUCAGCAGCCACCCACUCCUGCUGUACAACACAAACCUCCUGACUUGUUUUACCAUGUAAAAAUAGCAAGUAAUUGUCAUGUUUAACAGGCAGGAACAUACAUUUUCUCCUACUAGCUUUUACUACUAGCUGACAUGGGAACUUUUCUUGUAAAAAUAAAACAAAUUACUCGUAAUACAAUUUCAUGAAGUAUGCAAUUUUCAGAAUCUGUCCUUUAUAUUGCCUGAGAGAAAAAUUCACAAUAAUUUGAUUUAUGUUUCUGGGUGCUUCAUUAUUGUUUUGCUGGAAAGAGUGAAUCCCCUUUUUCACUGACAUCUUUAUUCUUGUGGCGUGAUGGAGUGGAGCUAAUAAUUGAGUUUGAAAAGUAAUUGAGUCACAAAUAAUUUAUAAAAUGUUAAAAUUCUAAUUUACGCAUUUUACCCGAUUGUGGCUAUUUUCUCUAAGCAUAAGAGUAUUUUACAGACUGAAGGCAACAAUUGUGCUUAAUGUAAAAUGGCAUUAACAUAUUCAAGAAAAUAAUAAAAUAAUUUUCAAAGUAAAAAAAAAAGUUUAAUCACUUCCCAGAAGAUGUUUUAUUACAUAAUUAUAAUUAUUUGUAUUAGAAAUAUUUGUCAGUGCCUCCCAAUGCUAUAAAACCAUUUAGUGAUAUGAUUUUUAAAUUAGUAAGACAAGAAAUUAUCAUUUGACGGUCAAAUUAUCAUUAAUUUAAGAUGUUUCACUCGCAAAAGAUAUUUGUUUAUAUUUCUUACAGUUGUGAGCAGCAGUUUGAGAAAAUUGCCCAUGAGCAGCUCAUCAAAUUUCUUUGUUUGCAUACAGACUACUUUAAGCAUGAUUAGCCUUGAAGCUAUUCAAAACCCAAACUAGUUUCAUAUCAGCACACAAUAUAGAUUUAGGUGGUAGUUUCAGUCAGGGCAGAGUACCGUUCACAGGCUUCAGGAUCAGUCUGGACACUGGGUGGCAGUAGAGAGUCACAGUCGCUGAGCUACUGCAGCUUUAGUUUAUUUUAGAGUUUGGGUGAGAAACAGCUGCACUAGCUGUUGACUGUACAAACAGUCGGCUGUAAACGGCAAAAAUAUUAACGCCUGGCAGAAAAUGUCUCCAUCAAAGUGAGGCAUCGAUUUGUCUCGCCCUUUUGAUGUCCAAAGGUCUGCGUCAAAGUGACUCUCCCGAGGUCUGACUCAGCAGAGAGUGAUCUACAUUCAGGAGAGCUACUCAGAAUGAUGAGCUGUGUGGAGAGGAGCACAUCUAAUAUAAAGUGUAAAGAGGCUUCUUGUGCAUGAGUUGAAUUUGAAAAGAAGCAUCAACUUUUGUUUAUUGUAAGUUCUUGAAAAUUUCAGAUGCAACUAACAAAAACAGUCUUUUUCAUCACAACAUAAACAUGUUAGUAACAAGUCGUCCUGGCCAGCAUCGCCCAAACAGUGAGUCAUAACAGCUGAUUAAUAGGACUUCAUAUUCCUCGUCUCCUGUGGCUUUAUGCUAAUGAUAUUACUGAAGAUGAACUUAAAAUCAAUGUCUCACUGAAAAAAAAAAAAAAAAAAAGCAACUACUUAGAGACGUGCUUCUUAACUGUCUUUUUUUUUUU